UUGCACUGUGAGGACCAAAAGUGCCAAGUGGGGGGAAAAGCAAGGGAAGAAAGCAGAAAAGAAAAUGAAAUUAAAGUGGAUUUGUGCUACAAUAUGCCUGGCUGUGGAAUUCCAACUUUCAGAUGCUGACAGUAUGACCCUGAAUGACCCUAAGCUAUGUUACAUUCUCGAUGGAAUUCUAUUUGUGUAUGGAAUCAUAAUCACUGCGCUCUACCUUAAACUAAGGCUGACCAAGGCAAAAGGCAAAUUAGAAGAUGCUCCUAUGAUCCAGCCAAAUAUGGAAAGCGCAUAUGAACGCUUGCAAAAGAAGAAUCAGGAUGCCUAUUCAGACCUCAGGUUCAAACGACAGCAUGAUGCAGAGGCCGGAAGUGGACCAAAGCGGAAUGAAAGAAGUAAUGCUGCAGCUACUAGUGACACCUAUUCUAAACUGAAUCCCAAGAACAGAAGUGAACCAUAUGGUGAACUCAAACCAACCCAACAGAAACGAAGAGGCAAAGGAGGAAAUGACAUUUAUCAGGGACUGACUGCAGCAACACAAGACCCAUAUGAUCAGCUGCAAAUGCAGCCAUUAUCAGCUGCGCCUCCACCUCCUCGUCGCUGAAAAUCUGGAACUGAUAAUGUAAGAUCAAGACAACCAACAGUGAUAACCUUUCAGGAUUAACUCAAUUUCAUCAACAUAAACAAUAAUGCUAAAUUGAAAAUUGUUCCCACAAUAUUUACUUCCAAAUAUUUAAACUCACAUGAAUAUGCAUUAUUGAAAUAUGUGAAACUGUUCUACUGAAAUGGUGCCAACUUGUUUACUAGCCUUUAAAGAAUACCACCAAUUUGAUAUAAUCUACAGUUGAUUAGAGAAAUGUAGGUUACUUAAUGUUUAAAAAUAUUUUUUUAUUAAAUCAACAUGAAAGCUGUAGAUUAAGAAUAUAUUACAUCUAAGUGGGCAAUAAGGCAUUUAGUAAGUAGCUUCAAAUGGAAAUAGUGUGCAUAGAAAUUGAAUUAGGGCAUUUUUUUAAAAAUGAGUUUUAAAAGGCAAUUAUGUGGAUAAGGAAUUAUGUAAAUAAUAUUGCAAAGAGGCAUUUUUUAAAAAUAAACAUUUUUCUAAUGAAUAAGGGGUAUCAUUUAUCUCUGUAGAAUAGCAUGAGUUUCAGGAAUACUACAAAAUGUUUUUUUUUUAAGCAAACUGCUGCACAUUAAAAGUUUUACCAAGCAGAAAUCAAUUUUAGUUAACAUUCUAUUGUAAGAAAUAGAAUUUGGGGGGUGAAACUAUUGAUUGAUUUACACAUUUAAAUCCCAAGAGUAUAUAAUAGAUCACCAUUAUUUGGUGCUGGGCAGAAGUUACUUCAAUGCUGAUCAUUAAAUUUCCACCAAGAUUAAAAGUCUAUUUUAAUUCCCACUUUUAUAUAACAUUUUUUGUGUGUGAAUUAGGCAAAUAAACUAACAAUCACUCUUGAUAAAUGUAUUUAUUUAAAAUAACAAAGGGUGAUUAGAAAGGCAUUAAUUUAUAAUCUAAGUACUUUUAAAAGUUAGAUUAUUUAUGUGCCUUUUUAUCAUGUCAGUAUUUUCUACUAAUCCUGGAUCUAUGAGUGAAUUUUGUACAGUUGUUAUCUAUGCAUUCAAUACAAGUACAGUAUAUAUACAUAGGAUUAAAAGAAAACAGAAUGGCUUGUUUGCUUGUGCUUCCACAUUUAAACAAGUUGCUAUGAUCUGGAGUGCAUUGCUUGAAAUGAUGGUGGAAAUUAAAUUAAUUCAACAUUGACAAGAAAUAACUACUUCUAGAAGAAUGCAGCAAGAUGUUUCAGAGACCUGGUCCUUUUGGUUUCUUUGUAUAUUGUCAUAUUCUAUAAAUAUAAUGAUCAUCAAGGAUAAAAUUACACCAAAUCAAAUUUUGUUUUUAAAUGGUUUGUACUUUAGCAAUUAAAAAGUAAAUGAUAACGAUAGCUGUUACCACUUACCUUAAUGCCAGUAAAAGGCAUUUACUUUUGUAAAUCAGGUUCCCUGUGUCAACAAUCAUUGCUGAAGUAAUCAGACCAUGAUCAUCAUAAUAUUAGCAUAUUUGGACCAAAGAGAAGUUAUAAGCAGAUUCCUAAAUAAAGUUAAAACACACUAUUUUUAAAAAACCAGUCCAUUCAUUACAAACCAAACAAGCACUCCAGAAUGCAGUCCUGACCAAUUUGGAGAUACAUAAUUUUCUUUGAAAAUAUUGUUAAGCAUUGUUUAGUUUUACAUAUUUGUAUGUAUUUAAGCUGUUUUGUGUAACACCUGUCAACAUUUCUGUAUUAAAAAUAGACAGACCUGAAUGUUUACAUUCUUUUAAAGUGCACUUAGAGAACCUCUAUAAGCAACAAACUAGUUUUUGCAAUUAAUUGACAUAAUCAUAUAAAAAUUCAAGAACAAUUUAAUGUUAAUAUUUUUAGACUGUUUGAGGCAGCUCAGCUGCCUGGUACAAUUAAAGUUAAGUUCACUUUGCCAUCUGGCCUUUUCAGGGGUACCCUAAUAAAGAGGUACUGGAAAUAGAGUGGGCUACUGCUCAAAAUGAAUUAUCUUCAUACAAUGAGAUAUUAGCAUUAACCUUUUUGUGUCAAAAAAAGGUAAAAUUGUUAGCAUUUUGCAACUGCAAUAUUAAAUUCAUGCUAAUAAUUCAACAAAUCACCGCAAAGUACAGAAGUAUUCACCAAUAUUCAAUCAUGUUUGAUGGCGAACAAAAUAAUAUUCUACUAGAUGAACUAGAUACAAGUUAGCUGUUUGGAGAAGGCACCCUAUGUUCCAAGAAUAUUUCACUGUAUGUUUCAACGUGCAUGUAACUAAUAAAGCUAAUCUUUACUUAAUAGUAGCAUGAUCUAAAUAUACAAAAUAUUGCUUACAACCAAUUGCAUUUAACUACUUGCAGUGCCAAACUUUUAGAGAACCAUGCAGUUUUUCAGAACACUGGAAUCAUACCUAUAAUUCAGCAGACUUUACAGCCAAGUUUCAAUGUAGAAUUUGCAUCUUAACCACAUUCACAUCUUCUGAAGAUUUCUACUUAAAACAGUCACGUUUGCUUACCUGUUCUUUGAGAAAUACAUCAAUAUCAAGACACUGUGCAUGUGCUUGAGUAUUCAUUAUGAAGUGAUAAUUAGACACCAUGAUAAUUAUCACAAAUCAUCUACAUGAUACAUGCAGUAUCCAAUCAACCAUUUAGUUUAAUAAUUGGGAUUAGAUAUUGGUCAAUUGUUUUACAAUAAUAUACAGUGAAAAUAUAACUGAUUAACCACCAAAAUGUUCAUGUACUCAACCGUUAUCUACUUCAAAAGAAUAAACUGUACAAAGGUAAAUAGAAAAUAACUAGGUUUUCCCAAAGGUAUUUUAAGUCAGAUUUUUAAUGAACCAAGACUCCAUUACAAAAAUGAUUACAAAAUGAUUAGAUAAAAUGACCACAUUACAAUACAAAAAAACUAGCUGAAAUGGAAUUUUUUUUUUAAACCGCAGUUGUUGAGAACCACUUUACCUGCAAUGAGUACUACAGACAAGAAAUGGUUUUGAAAAAGAAAUUUUAAAACUUGAGUACCUUAAUGCAGACACAGCAAUAUUGUUAAAUGUGUAUUUCUAAUACAACUGAGCAAAUCUUAAUUAUCAAGAAUAUUUAUCGCUGUGUAGCUGGUUUCAUAAUAAAUUAGAAAAAUAGGACUUAGUUUGUAUAGAUAUUUUUAAAUUAAAGGGGUGGGAAAUAAAUUAACACUUAAAGCACAAAUAUAUAUCCAAUGUACAGCAGACCAGCAUUUUAGUCAUUUAACGAUUCUAAACCAGGAAGCAUCAUGCAAAAUUAUGUGUAAUCACCUAAAUCAAAUUUUCUUUGAAAGUUUAAAUUCAAGAAAUGCAGUUGUCACAUCUUGAUUGCAACCUACUGAAAAAUUGUUUAUAGUUGCCACCUGACAAUUUAAAAUAGUUUAAAUUCUGGCUUUUGUCAAAGAUCAUGAUACAAGUAGCUAGUCCCUGUUCUACCUAUAUAUUAACUUAUGAUUUAUCUAUUUAUGCACAUUUGAUGAACCAGUUUCCUAAAUAAAGGAAGCUUAAGUAUUUGAUUUUAGGGAAUCAAGUUCACUCUCGAUCUGCAUAUAUUUGGUUUAUU
Molecule: messenger RNA, 4102 nt
Organism: Hypanus sabinus (Atlantic stingray)
Lineage: Eukaryota; Metazoa; Chordata; Chondrichthyes; Myliobatiformes; Dasyatidae
Gene: cd247
Product: CD247 molecule
Exons: 8
Coding region: 65-601 (178 amino acids)
Biological process (GO): cell surface receptor signaling pathway
Cellular component (GO): membrane
Molecular function (GO): transmembrane signaling receptor activity
Source: RefSeq, a predicted model, not a curated record